UUAGAAUGCCUUUUCUUAUGUCUCCUGACCAGAAGUUAAACAAUAAUGAUUUGUACUAGGGUUAAAGUACAGGUUAGAACCUGAUGUCCAUUAUUUGCCUUGGAUACAUUAUGACUUUUUUGGAAAGAAAUUGUGAAUAGAGUGGAGGAGAGGAGAUAUGUCCUCAUAUUUGAGGAUCAUGAAACGUGGUAGGUAUAUAUGGGGCUUUGGGAAGUGAACAUAGGCCCGUUCUGCUACCUAUGAGCAAUUCCUCUGGAAAGAAACGUGAGACUGAGUGAGCGUUUGUGUAUGUGUGUGUGUCUGUAUGUGUGUGGCAUGCACGUUUCUGUAUUUCUUUCUCCCUAUUAGGGAGUUAUGCAAAAUUUGUCACAGAUUUUUAUCUUUGUCUUUUCUGUGUGCCCUUCAAAGAGUUCUAAGAAGAUAAAUCUUCCAAGUAUUUUCCACUUAGUAUUGCAGCCAAAGAGUGUUUAAAUAAAUGUCUUUGCUGCACUUGUAUUUAUGCUCAGCUAAUAUGCAACUAUAGGCAAAGUCUUCUGUUGAUAUGGUUGAUCUCUCAAACACAUUCAGUGAUAAAGCUGGAUCACUCCCGCUUUUGGUGCUCUCGCCUUAUCUGGAAGAUCUGCAAACAUUACCGAAAUAGGCUGACAAAUACUUGGAGAAACCCCAGACUUGGCCAUACAGAUAAUGCUGCAUUUUUCUAUCAGAAUCACACAUUAUGUGUGUUCUAUGGAGGUUAUUUUCUGCGUGGAAACUCAACUUCUUGGAUUAGCAGUCCCAGUGAAAAUCCUUACUGUUAGAAUGUAAACCAAAUACAAAGCCGUCUUGUAAAAUAGCCUCUUUCAUUUCAUCCUCAAAAUAUCCUGUAUAGUACAAAACAAAUUUAGGUUCCUCCUGGGCCGAUAGUUCUUUCCUCUCUGCUCCCUUUCCAAUCUUGCGAUUGGGUUUUGCUUAAGAAUGCAAGUAUAAUAACUCCACGUGUUAGGUGGGACCUGGAUUCCCAUCCCAGCAGGAUCAGUUGGUAAUUAUAGCCAUAUAAAUACAAGUUACUACUCUCACCCUUUGCCUUCCUCAGGUAAGUUAUAUAUAUCAGCCUUUUUUUUUUUUUUUUUUAAUUGGCUUCGGCUGGUAUCUAAGUGCAAGACGGAAUUAAUAAGUGAAGACAUACUAAAUGUAUUCAUAGGGGACUAAGGAAAACAGGUGGCCUUCGACAGGCUGAGGAAAUGUCAUUUCCUGGGUUUCCCCUCCCUUUUGUCUUCAGUCUGGUGCCAGAUAGUGGAAUGGAAAGGAGACAAUUUAUUUUUUUAUUCUAUGUGCACACAUACAGUAUACAUAUAUAUUUAUAUCACAAUUUACAAAACCAAAAAGUUGAGUUUCCAAUGGAAUCCUUGUUUUUUAAUAAUUGACUGUUUUUAAAUGUGAUCAGGACUAUAAUAUUGUACAGUUAUUAUAGGGCCUUGGGGGAAGGGGAGGGCAGGGAGAAGAUGCUCUGGGGGUUUUGUUUCUGCUUUUCCUUCAGGGUUUUAUUUUUGAUUGUUUUGUUUUUUUUUCUUGUUGGCCAUUUCUGUAUUGCUGGCAUCUGUGCUAAGCCUUACAGUGGCAAAAAUGACAACAUGUAGCAAAGAUUUUAAAACAAAAUAUUUUUUCCUUUUGUAAAAAUUUCUUGUGUUGUGUGAUAUUGAUUGCGGCUUUUAUUACUCCUUUCUGGUCAGAAAUCAACAGACACCCACAACUAAAGGGAUCCACUGCUUGAGGUUCAAACACACAAGCAUAAAGCACAAUGUGAGUCUUUAAUUUCAGGAAUCAGAAAUCAUACAGCCCUAAUCACUCAGCACCUCUCCUCCUCAUUUGCCCUCCUGAUUCUGACACAUUCUGAGUAAAAUUCAUCACUGACAUUCUGACCACAUUGGGUGGGGGUGGGGUUGUCUAAGCCCUUAGGAGAAAGAGGAAGAGUUAGGACUUGAAAUCAUUAGGGCACACAUCUGGAUGCCUUUCCCAGUAUGUCCUUUGAAUUAAAAAGAGUGAGAAACUUGGAAAUUUAAACUGUUGAAGUCUGGGCCUAGUUUUCACCCAGGACCAUAUGAUUCAUUAGCCACUCUUAAGAUCUUGGGGCACACACAAUAAGCCUGAGUUCUUGAGAACUCAGCUAAAAACCAGCCUGGAAUCCAGCUAAGAAUUGAAUCUGAAUCCCAUGUAUUAAUCCUUCUCUUCCAGUGACCCUCUUUCCCCACAUCUGUUAUGGAAGAAAAUGAAUCUUGGGGGUGUGGUUUAGUAACUGAAUUAGACUCUUAUGAUCUGUCACAUGCCUGGAUUUUGGGGAAGCAUUUGGAGAAACUCAUGUGACUAGACCUAGAUUGGGGAUUUUAAUAAUUGAGACAUGCUCAUCAGACAUCCACCAUCUGAUAGUGUUAGCAAUAGAGUCACAUGUGAGUCCAUCAGUCCAUUGAUUCAAGUGUUUUAAACAAACAGGAGUAGUUUCUGUUGCCUUUUAGAACCAGUUUCAUCUAGACUUUCUGGGCAGAUCCUCCCUCUGCAAAACGGCAUUAGGCUAGAAAAACUAUUCCCCUGCUUAAAGCCAUGACAACUUUUAACCAACAGUAUCAUAAAAUACAAUUUUGGAGCUUAUGUCUUUCCUUAUGUCACUCAUCUCUAGCCUUUUGUGUUUCUUCCAUCAUCCCACAGGUGAGGAUCAGACACAAAUUUGAAAACUGGGGUUUCACUGUUAGGAUUUUAGGGAGGUGGGUCAUUAAUAAGAAAAGGGUAGGGAAAGAUACAUUCCCCCUGAUAUUAUAAUAAAGGAUUUUAAAGAAGGAUGAGGGAAGACUGGGGCUAUAUAGCCCUUUCCCCAGCAAAGGAAAAGGUAAGCCCCAACUACAGUAAUGUGUACUGAUAUCUUUUUUCUGCCUCCAAAGAGUCAUGUGAAACUCAACACCUACCUAGUAACUCUCUGCUCUAGCACACUACACUGCACACAGAAACAUUGUGCAAAUCUGCUCCUUCCUUCCUUCCACCUUAACCCCGCCUUCUCUCAACAUUUCUUUCCCCGCCUCCUUCCCUCAUCCAAAUUUUCCAGCCAACCGCUGGAACUGACUUCCGCAAUCCUAAUGGAAUAAAUCUAGCACUCCUAGUCUUCUGCUCACAUUAGCCUGCUUCCUGUCUGAAAGGAGCCCAGACAAGAUUCCCAGCAGCAGGAUGUGGGGACUCAAGCUUCUGCUGUUACCCAUGGUGAGCUUUGCUCUGUAUCCUGAGGAGAUACUGGACACCCAGUGGGAGCUAUGGAAGAAGACCUACAGGAAGCAGUAUAAUGGCAAGGUGGAUGAAAUCUCUCGGCGUUUAAUUUGGGAAAAAAACCUGAAGUAUAUUUCCAUGCAUAAUCUUAAGGCCUCGCUUGGUGUCUAUACAUAUGAACUGGCCAUGAACCACUUGGGGGAUAUGACCAGUGAAGAAGUGGUUCAGAAGAUGACUGGACUCAAAAUACCCCCAUCUCAUUCUCAAAGUAAUGAUACCCUUUACAUCCCAGACUGGGAAGGCAGAGCCCCAGACUCCAUUGACUAUCGAAAGAAGGGUUAUGUCACUCCUGUAAAAAAUCAGGGUCAGUGUGGUUCCUGUUGGGCUUUUAGCUCUGUGGGUGCCCUGGAGGGUCAACUCAAGAAGAAAACUGGCAAACUCUUAAACCUGAGUCCUCAGAACCUGGUGGAUUGUGUGUCUGAGAAUGAUGGCUGUGGAGGGGGCUAUAUGACCAAUGCCUUCCAAUACGUGCAGAAGAACCGGGGUAUUGAUUCUGAAGAUGCCUACCCAUAUGUAGGACAGGAUGAAAGUUGCAUGUACAACCCAACAGGCAAGGCAGCUAAAUGCAGAGGGUACAGAGAGAUCCCCGUGGGGAAUGAGAAAGCCCUGAAGAGAGCAGUGGCCCGAGUGGGACCUAUUUCAGUGGCCAUUGAUGCAAGCUUGACCUCCUUCCAAUUUUACAGCAAAGGUGUGUAUUACGAUGAAAGCUGCAAUAGUGAUAAUCUGAACCAUGCAGUUUUGGCAGUGGGAUACGGGAUCCAGAAGGGAAAGAAGCACUGGAUAAUUAAAAACAGCUGGGGAGAGAACUGGGGAAACAAAGGUUAUAUUCUCAUGGCUCGGAAUAAGAACAAUGCCUGUGGAAUUGCCAACCUGGCCAGCUUCCCCAAGAUGUGAUUCAACCAUCCAAUCUCAUCCUGUUCUUUCAUUCCUUCUAUAAUGGUGCAAUAUAAUGAUGUACUUUGGAAGGGAAUAGGUGGACCAUUCUUGAAGCAGAUGUUGUGAUGCUGAGAUUGUCUGUUUAAUUAUUCUAUUCAGUGCUUCAAGUGACAACCCUACUACUUUCUUUCUCUCCACCCAAGGCUGUUUUAUUUGUGGCCACAGAAGGAAUUUCCCUUAGAAGAAUGUAUACUCUUAGACUAAGAGAUGUGACCACAGCCUGCCUUGACUAUGUUGUCUAGAGCUGAUGCUAUGCUAAUAGAGGCUGGUGAUCUUCAGUAGGCUAAGUUCUCAUUCACUGGGACUAGUUAGUUUUAACUAUCAUGGAGACUAAGGUGACCUGACGUCUUAGUUUCCAAGUUCUUUUAUAUCCUUACGGUAGAAAUUUCUGUGUUUUCUACUCCAAUUCACAAGUCUUUGGUACAAGUUUACAUGAUAUAAAAAGUGUGUUUUCUUUUUCUUCCUUGGAUUUUUGGAAUAAAGUAUUUAUCUCUUGCCUACAAUUUAAUAAACAGCAUUUAGAACACA
Messenger RNA from Sciurus carolinensis (gray squirrel), 4749 nucleotides. It is a transcript of the gene Ctsk, whose product is annotated as cathepsin K. The record is from RefSeq and is a predicted model, not a curated record. Gene Ontology annotation, cellular component: lysosome. Gene Ontology annotation, molecular function: cysteine-type endopeptidase activity. The transcript has 8 exons. Gene Ontology annotation, biological process: immune response. The coding region runs from base 3190 to 4179 and encodes 329 amino acids. NCBI's taxonomy places the organism in Eukaryota, Metazoa, Chordata, Mammalia, Rodentia, Sciuridae.